Purpureocillium takamizusanense is the source of this 424-nucleotide messenger RNA. RefSeq names its product U4/U6-U5 snRNP complex subunit lsm6 (gene LSM6). Gene Ontology annotation, cellular component: U4/U6 x U5 tri-snRNP complex; nucleolus; sno(s)RNA-containing ribonucleoprotein complex. Bases 133 to 384 code for a protein of 83 amino acids. The record is from RefSeq and is a predicted model, not a curated record. Gene Ontology annotation, molecular function: RNA binding. Gene Ontology annotation, biological process: maturation of SSU-rRNA; mRNA splicing, via spliceosome. Lineage: Eukaryota; Fungi; Ascomycota; Sordariomycetes; Hypocreales; Ophiocordycipitaceae. The transcript is spliced from 3 exons.
CUCCAAACUUCAACGUCCAUCCGCCACAUCACAUCGCAUCACAGCACCACCCGCCAGCAACCCACGGCUCACCAAACGCGCCGCCGCCCGCCCACCCGACCCGAUCCUCCAGCACAGGCAGACUCUCUCGAGAUGGAAAACGGCAGCGCCUCGCAGGGCGAGGGCAAGGACCCGUCGAGCUUCCUGAGCGACAUCAUCGGCAACCCCGUCGUCGUCAAGCUCAACUCUGGCGUCGUCUACAAGGGCGAGCUGCAGUCCGUGGACGGGUACAUGAACAUUGCGCUGGAGAAGACGCAGGAGUUUGUCAACGGCACCAAGCGAAGGGAGUACGGCGACGCCUUUGUGCGAGGCAACAACGUCAUGUACAUUUCCGCAGACUCAUAGACGGUGAACUGGAAUACUACGAGUUCAAGAAAAGUUUGAC